AUGAACAGUGGCAUACAAACGGUGUUAAUGACGCCAGGACAGCAAAAAUUGCAAGCGCCUCCGGGAGUUGAACAACAACAUAGUCAACAACAACAGCAACAACAACAGGAGGAGGAACAACAACAGCAGCAUAUGUUGGAUCCAUUGACACAAGCGACAGCGGAAACAUGGCUUUCACUUGCUUCUUUAGCGGAAACAUUGGGAGAUGCCGAUAGAGCUGCCAUGGCUUAUGAUGCAACAUUACAGUACAAUCAAGCAUCUACAAAGGCUCUUACAUCAUUAGCACAUCUUUACAGGUCAAGAGAUAUGUUUCAAAGGGCUGCAGAACUGUAUGAAAGGGCCUUAGCGGUGAAUCCAGAAUUGUCUGAUGUUUGGGCGACUUUAGGUCACUGUUAUUUGAUGUUAGAUGAUUUACAAAGAGCUUACAAUGCGUACCAACAGGCUCUAUACCAUUUGAGCAACCCUAAUGUGCCGAAAUUGUGGCAUGGAAUUGGUAUUCUUUAUGAUAGGUAUGGUUCAUUAGAUUAUGCCGAAGAAGCAUUUGCUAAAGUGCUCGAACUAGAUCCACAAUUUGAAAAGGCUAAUGAAAUUUAUUUCAGAUUGGGGAUCAUUUAUAAACAUCAGGGGAAAUGGAAUCAAGCUUUGGAAUGUUUCCGUUAUAUUCUACCGCAACCACCUGCACCUUUACAAGAAUGGGACAUUUGGUUUCAAUUGGGUUCCGUUCUUGAAAAUAUGGGAGAAUGGCAAGGUGCCAGAGAAGCUUAUGAACACGUUCUUUUGCAGAACGAACACCAUGCAAAGGUACUACAACAAUUAGGUUGUCUCUAUGGUAUGAAUAACGUUCAAUUUUAUGAUCCUCAAAAGGCUUUAAGUUUCCUUUCAAAAUCUUUAGAAGUUGAUCCAUCAGAUGCGACGACUUGGUACCACUUAGGUCGUGUUCACAUGAUUAGAAGUGAUUAUACUGCAGCAUACGAUGCCUUCCAGCAAGCUGUAAACAGAGAUUCAAGAAAUCCAAUUUUCUGGUGCUCUAUUGGUGUUUUAUAUUAUCAAAUUUCUCAAUACAGAGAUGCUCUAGAUGCUUAUACAAGAGCCAUCAGAUUGAAUCCAUACAUCAGCGAGGUUUGGUAUGAUUUAGGGACACUUUAUGAAACUUGUAACAAUCAGUUGACCGAUGCGUUAGAUGCUUAUAAACAAGCAGCUAGACUUGAUCCUGAGAAUAUGCAUAUUAGAGAAAGGUUAGAAGCGUUAACCCAACAGCUCGCGAACCCCAAUGCAGCAGCUGCCUUAGCUAAUGGCGCAACGACAGUUGAUGGUACUAGUAUAGCGCCACCACCACCACCACCAAUUAUGUUACAGCCAACCCUACAGUUUAACGAUCAAGUAAAUCCGUUAAACGUGAGACCUCCACCGGCUACAAUGUAUGGUAAUGAAUCGUUAGGUCAACAACAAAUUAUGCAACAACAGCAACAGGCUCAAGUACAAGCUCAAGUACAAGCGCAGGCACAGGCACAAGCGCAAGCACAGGCGCAAGCGCAAGCACAAGCACGCGCACAGACACAAGCGUUCCAGACACAAGCUGCACAAGCACAAGCUGCCCAUGCAGCACAAGCACAUAUGCUCAAUGUUCAUUACCCACCCACUACGUCUAUGUUACCCACUCAACAUACACAACCACAAGUGGAACCAAUGGCUCAUGAGCAUGCAAGUUUCCCACAACAAAUUAUGCAACAACAACCUACAGUUGCGGGCGCAACUGUAUCGCCACCAGUUCCAGGUGCACAAAUGGCACAACCUCUGCCGGUUUACCAGCAGCAAGACCAGCAGCAAGAACAAGACCAAAAGCCAGCACCGAUACCGGCACCAGCAUCGGAGCUGGUACGUGCAUUACCAAACCAACAAACCCCACAACAUUCAUUUCAAAAUUUACAACAUCACCAACAACAAACGGCCGCUAGUCCAGUCCUACCACAAAAGAGACAAAUUGAUGGAAGCAACAUUCACAAUUUUGUUAAUGGGAAUGAAACUAAUAAGAGCUCACCUUCUACUGCUAAUACAAAUGUAACAAUCUCUCAGAAUUCUACAGAGCCACAACCAAAGAAAAUUAAGGCUAAAAGAUCACCAAGGGAGACUGCUGCUACUUUGAAAAAGGAAAAUGCAAACUCGCCAGUCCAGGAGACUUCUGUACCAGCAGAUGCAGAUUCUGUAAAACCUGAUGGCGUUGGUAGCAACUCUGCACAUGCUGAAGCUGCUGAAGUACCGACAUCCCAUAAUACAGAACAAGCGACAACUACAUCGUCUCCAAAUGGCAGCAAAACUGAAAUUGAACCUUCACCACCACAACCAGCAGAACCAGCAGAAUCGCCAGCAGAACCAGCAGCAGCAACGACAGAACCCGCGGCAGCUCCAACGGAGUCAGCAGAACCCGCAGCAGCUCCAACGGAGUCAGCAGAACCAGCAGCUUCCCGUGACCAGGAGGUACCAGCCAUACCAUCAGCACCAGCAUCAGCACCAGCACCAGCAUCCGAACCAGCAUCCGAACCAGCCGCUGCUAUACCAGCAGCGGAUUCCUCAGAGGAGUCAGCUGACCUUCAGGAAUCAAAGAAAAAUACUGAGUCUACAGCUCCUAGUUCAGAAAUUGGGAACGGAUCUUCACAUCGAGAUCAACCGGUAAAGGCAGCUAUUGUUGAUGUUACCGCUAGUGGGAAAAUGGAUUCAGUAUCGGGCCAAGAUUCUGAAACUGUAAUAAAACCAAGUGCAGAAGCUAUUGAAAAACUGCAAGAAGAAGCUAAGUUACGUGAAGAAGAAGCACGUGAAAGAUUAGAACAAGAACAGAUCAAAUCUAAAACCCAAUCUGAAAACAACAGUAAGAAUACCAGAGAAAAUUUGGUUAGACAAGUGGAGGAAGACGAAGAUUACGACGAAUAA
Molecule: messenger RNA, 2925 nt
Organism: Zygosaccharomyces rouxii
Lineage: Eukaryota; Fungi; Ascomycota; Saccharomycetes; Saccharomycetales; Saccharomycetaceae
Gene: CYC8
Product: transcription regulator CYC8
Exons: 1
Coding region: 1-2925 (974 amino acids)
Biological process (GO): regulation of gene expression
Molecular function (GO): chromatin DNA binding; protein binding; RNA polymerase II cis-regulatory region sequence-specific DNA binding
Source: RefSeq, a predicted model, not a curated record